Molecule: messenger RNA, 4877 nt
Organism: Trichosurus vulpecula (common brushtail)
Lineage: Eukaryota; Metazoa; Chordata; Mammalia; Diprotodontia; Phalangeridae
Gene: KREMEN1
Product: kringle containing transmembrane protein 1
Exons: 9
Coding region: 1-1392 (463 amino acids)
Biological process (GO): multicellular organism development; Wnt signaling pathway
Cellular component (GO): plasma membrane
Source: RefSeq, a predicted model, not a curated record
AUGGCGCCGCCUGCCGCCCGCCUCGCCCUGCUCUCUGCCGCGCUGGCUCUGGCCGCCCGCCCCGGCCCCGGACCCGGCCUCGGACCCGGACCCGGAGCAGGACCGACGCCCGAAUGUUUCACAGCAAAUGGAGUCGACUACAGGGGCAGGCAGAACUGGACGGCGCCGCAUGCAGGGAAGGCCUGCCUCUUCUGGAACGAGACCUUCCAGCACCCCUAUAACACUCUGAAGUACCCCCAUGGAGAGGGGGGCCUGGGGGACCACAACUUCUGCAGGAACCCCGAUGGAGAUGUGAGUCCUUGGUGCUACGUGGCCGAGCAUGAGGAUGGCGUCUACUGGAAAUACUGUGAGAUCCCAGCCUGUCAGAUGCCUGGAAAUCUUGGCUGCUACAGAGACCACGGGAACCCCCCUCCUCUGACGGGAGCCAGUAAGACGUCCAACAGGCUCACGAUUCAGAGCUGCAUCAGUUUCUGUCGGAGUCAGAGAUUCAAGUUUGCUGGGAUGGAAUCUGGUUACGCUUGUUUCUGUGGCAACAAUCCCGAUUACUGGAAGUAUGGGGAGACAGCCAGCACUGAAUGUAACAGCGUCUGCUUUGGGGACCACACCCAGCCCUGUGGCGGUGAUGGCAGGAUCAUCCUCUUCGACACGCUCGUGGGAGCCUGUGGUGGCAACUACACCGCCGUGUCCUCGGUCAUCUACUCUCCUGACUUUCCUGACACGUACGCUGCCGGGCGGGCUUGCUACUGGACCAUCCGUGUCCCUGGGGCCUCCCGCCUCCUCUUCAGCUUUACUCUGUUUGACAUCAGGGACUCAGUAGACAUGGUCGAACUGCUGGACGGCUACACCCACCGCGUCCUGGUGCGCUUCAAUGGCCGCAGUCGCCCUCCCCCGUCUUUUAACAUCUCCCUGGACUUCGUCAUCUUAUACUUCUUCUCUGACCGCAUUAAUCAGGCCCAGGGAUUUGCUGUCAUAUAUCAAGCUCUCAAGGAGGAGACACCUCAGGCGGGGCCCACCCUCAACCAGACCCUCACUGAGGUGAUCACUGAGCAAGCUAACCUCAGCAUCAGCGCUGCCCGAGCCUCCAAGGUCCUCUACGUCAUCACGACCAGUCCCAGCCACCCUCCCCGGGCUGUCCCAGGGUGGACGGUAUACGGCCUUGCAAGCCUCCUCAUCCUCACCAUUACAGCCAUUUUAGCCAAAGUCCUCCUGCACGUCACAUUCAAGGCCCAGCAUGUGGCUGCUCCCGGGGAGCUUCGGAACUGCCACCAGCCUGGACCUCCUGGAGAGAUCUGGAGCAUUUUCUACAAGCCUGCCACCUCUGUCUCCAUCUUCAAGAAGAAGCUUAAGAGCCAGAGCCAGCAGGAUGACCGCAACCCCCUUGUGGGUGACUAAGGAGGCCUCCCCAGCUUGGUCCUCAGCACUGGGCCCCCCCCCACCACCACCACAGCCAGGUCCAAAGGGACGAGGGCCUGGCGUUGGCCUCCCUAUUGUUUCUCACACUCCUCACAUGCAGCCACACUCACACCACACCCCCACCAUUUAUCUGACCCAGAGAAAGGAGGCCAAAGGCUUAAGCUGAGGCUAUGGGCUGGGUAGGUGGCCCUCUGUUUCAACUCCAUCCUUUGUCUGACAGUAAGAGUCUGGAUACAGGAUUGGCCUGGGCCUGGACUCGAUGAAUCUGACGGUUAGCCACGUGUCGGGUUCUAGACAGUGAGAUCUUACAUUAGGCCAUGGCCUGCUGAGCACCCCUCCCUGGGCCUCCCAGGCCCAUGUCCUUGGACCUCUGCACCCCUUCUGUCACGGCAAUCCAAGAGGAGCCAUUGUGGGCCCUCCUUGGCCUGCACCUGUGCCCAGCACUAAAGGUCAUUCGUUUCCCCAGUGGCCUGGAGUAAGCAGCCUAGUCACAGCCCUGGCAGCAUUCAGCAUGGGUGUGAUGACCUGGGCUACUGUCACCAGAAGGCAGCCUGUCUGGUAGAGUAGACUUGAGGAGCAGGCGUUCCCAGGAGCUGAUCCAAGGCCAUCUGACUCCUCCAUGAUACCCUGGACAGGCAUCAGCAUGGCCAAGGCUCCUGGGAUGCAGCCCUGAGCUCAGGAGGGGUUGCCCUGCUGCAGGGGCUUCCCGCUGCAAGGAUGAUGUGGCCAUCUCUCCUCCCCCUUCACAUCCACCUCAUACGUUCCAUGCCUUCCACCUGGAGGCCAAAGGGGAAGUCCAAAGAAAUGACCAGCAUAGACCCAUGGAUGGGCCUCUGAGAGACAGAUGCUCCAGGCCUUUGGGCCCCCAAGACUGAGCCCCAGCUGCCCUGGGCUGGUGACUGAUGGCUGUCGCUAUUUUAGAAACUCCAAGGCCAUUUGAGAACAGACCCAGGGGUCAACAGCAGCUGAGAGGAGGGCAGCAGGCCUCCCAAGGGCCCCCCUGGGCUUUGUGUGGGUGUCUGGCUGGUGCCAUCUGUCUGAGGAGGGGCCUUUGUGCGGGGCUCACUUCUGACUUCACACACACGGUAUUUUAAGUUCUGUGCAUACCUCCCCAAAGUCCCUGAGCCACUCCCCGGCGAGUCCCGUGCCAGGGCUGCAGAGGGAGUGGAAGAACAGCUGGGUUCUAUCUGCCGUGGGGGGCGGUGGCUGGUAACCUGAGUCGGGGGCAAGGACAAAGGAAGAGGAAGAGCCAAGGACACAUGAACCAGACCCUUCCCAUGCUUUGCUUUGCUUUAAGAGCCCAUUGGGACAUGACCAAAGGGAGCCAGCAUCUCAGUCUGGCUCUGGGGGCCCGAGGAUAGGAGACAGGAGCCAUGUCCUUGGGGUCUUUGGAGAGUGUAGCCUGUUAGCUGGGCCACCCCACCGGGCUAUUCUUGGUGCUCCUGGGAUCUGCUUACAACACUUGGGACAGGUGUGUAUGGCCAAGGGGCUGGGGCUGAGAAUAGCCUGGCUAGAAGCAUCAGGCCCUGAACCUUGGCCAAGGUCUCAGCCCAGCGUAGGAGUGGCUGUCAAGCCCGCCUUUAGGAAAAUCUUCCUCCACCCCACCUCCUCCACACAGGCAUGCAAGAGAUGAACCAAGAGUGGCCAUCUAGGACCCAUGCUGGCCAACUCUGUCUGCCCUGUCCACCAGGGCUCUGGAAGGGGCUGGUAAACAUCAGUUUCCCCUGCCCCCAAGAAAACAGAUACACAGCUGGGGGUGGUGGUGCCAGACUCCAAGAAAACACCUGAGAAAGGAGGAGAAGUCCAGGCCCAAAGGCUCAACCUUUCAGAGAGACUUAAAAUUCAAGGCACGUAAGAGGAGCUUUCUGAGUUCCUUCUCAGGAAGGAAGUGAUGGAAAAGCUGCUUGACUGCUUCAGCUGUUCUGAAAGAUUUGGGGUUUGAUCCUGUGGCACUGCCCCAGUCCACCAGCCUCCCAGCAGGCUGAAGAAGAGGACUGGGCAGGCCUGGUACCCCAGGGGCCUGCUUGGAGAGCCCCCAGCCCACUCCCUGUCUGGGGGGAGGGCGGUGGUUCCCUGUACAUUUUUGUAAAUGGUUCAGGACCUCCCUGGGAAAUUCUUCUGUGAUAAGUAAGGGGUAUGGACAGAAAAGAUGACUGUGGUUAAUCCCAAGUGGGUCAAAGCCUCUGAGACAGAGGGGCCCUGGUGGAUUGGCCCAAGAACAUGGGCUCAGGACAGGUGCAGUAGAUGACCACCAGGCCCUUUCCCUGCCCAAAGUCCCAAGGAAGCCCCUGAACCCUCUGGCUGCCCAGACCAUGCCCAGUGCCAGCCCUAGCUGCUCUUGUUGGGGGGGGAGGGUACGUGCCAGCAACCCCACUGAACCUCGAGGCCUCCAACUCUCCUCAUCUGUGAGGAAAACCUCUCAAGGCCUUUCCAGCUCUAAAGAUCACAUUUGCCUAACGUUCAGUCUCGCCUUCAGGGAUCUCGGUUUCCAUGGGGCUGGCUAUGGGCAAGUCGGGGUCUGCAGGUGUAGAGUCUGAGAUGUUUGCACUUAGUCAUGAGAAGCACUUAUGUGAACAGCAACAUUUGUCCUGAAUCCCCAGCUCUUGGGCAGGGGCUUCCCUGGGUCCGAGGCCCGUUCUCCCCGUCCUUGCCAACCCCUCAGUAAGUCUGGACAGCACACGCACACACCUCGCUGGCAUCCAUCAUUGGAUUCAGGUCAGGCCAUUUCCUCUUGGUUUGUUCGUGGGUUUCUCUUCUCUUGGUGUGUCUGCUUUCCUCAUGCGCUUGGGAAUUUGAUGGCACUUCUGCUACCCUUGGUUACCUGCCCUUUUCUCGUGGUUAGACCCUUGGCAGAUCUCUCCCUGGGGCCUUUUUGGCCUGGGGUCUAAUUCCUGAGUUUUUUUUGACCCCAUUAACCUUCCUUCUCACCAUCUUCCCCCUCCCCAUCAGAGCUCAGGCCUCAAGAGCUCUGCCCUGCUCCCUCACCAAGGCCCCUCAAGAGAUGCUCCCCCCACCUCGGUCCAUCCACCUGCCAAGCAGAAUGGCCUCCACAAUCAAGAACCAGGAGAGAGAAUUGGACCUUGAUUUAAGGUUAUCCACAUGAGGAGCCUGUUUGAAGGCUGAAAUGGGGGCCCCUCUUCCCGCUUGCCAAAGAGAGGCCGCCAGUGGCAUUCACACACUCCACGGGGAACGUUCUGAGUCUCUCCUCCAUCUGGAUUUUUAUCUUUGGAAGACAAAGCUUGAUUUGUAAAUAUGCUUAAUAAGCAACUUUGGGAAUAAAAUAGAAACACCAUGGAUUUUUAAGAUAGAAGAUGAAGUGUGACACACUGUAUACAAUUUAAUAUAUAUUUUUAGGAAUUUUGUUAUUUAAGAAAAUGGAAUGUGCCUGUACUUUACAGAAAAGAGAGAAAGAAAUGUUAUUUUACUGUCUGGACAAAAUAAAUGUUCUUGUUGUUGUAAACCAA